AUGCCUCCAAAGAAGUUUGCUAAGAGCUUGGAUGAUUUCCUGGGCGAACAGCCACAGGAUCCUAACCUAGUGCCUUCGCCAUUCGGUGGGUACUUCCAGCAGAAGCAAUCGAACUACCAGAAACAGAGGACUUACAACAAGAACCCCAACGUGCAGAAGUGGAACCAGAACAGCAAUUACAACUACAAUGCGCAACCUUACAACAACAACCAGAACAACUAUAACAACUACAACAACUAUAACAACUACAAUCAGUCUCAAGGGUUCGAUGCCAAUGGUAUUCCAAUCAAUGCGUACAAGUACCAGCAGUCUGCGGUGACUCCAAACCAGAGUAACGGCCCUACACCAUCUGCGUCUGCUGUGUCUCUGACGUCGCUGACCAAUAAACUAAACGAACUGGAUGUGUCUCCAAUCUCUGGCCACAUCAACAAGCUCAUGGAGGCUCAGAACAUUACUGAGUGCAAGGCACAGGUUGCUGCCAUAGCUGACGAGUUCAAAAACACCAGCGCUAAGUCGAUCAAGGACUGGAAGUUCACCGACGUCCUGUCCAAGCUGACCAAGAGCAAGAGCAACCCGCUGAUCAGAGAAUCGACGAUGCUGCUGAUCACCGCAUUGGCUAACGUGUUUGCCAAUAACAGCCCUCAGGAGGCUUACUUGCUGCCUUUCUUCGAGUUCUCUCUAGAUAUGAUGGCUGACAAAGAGACUACCGUCAAGCGUGCUGCACAGCACUCUCUGGAUGCGCUAAUGAACGCUUUCCCUGUCGACGCUCUGACCUCCAAUGUCCUGCCAGUGAUUCUGGAAUACUUGGCCUCCGGUGCCAAGUGGCAAUCUAAGCUGGGUGCCCUGGGUGUCAUCGACAGAAUCAGAGAGGACUCUCCAAACGAUCUCUUGGAACUGACUUUCAAGUCCACAGUACCAAUCCUAACAGACGUCGCUACUGAUUUCAAGCCAGAGCUCGCCAAGCAAGGCCACAAGACAUUGCUAGACUACGUCUCCAUCCUUGACAACUUGGAUCUGGCCCCACGUUACGAACUUAUCGUCAACACUCUACAGGAUCCAAACAAGGUCCCUCAGUCCGUCAAGGCUUUGUCCAGUGUCACAUUCGUGGCUGAAGUCACCGAGCCCGCUUUGGCUCUACUGGUUCCUAUCCUGAACAGAUCGUUGAAUCUUUCUUCUUCAUCCCAAGAGCAAUUGAGACAGACAGUCAUCGUCAUCGAAAACUUGACUAGAUUGGUCAACAACUACAUCGAAAUCGAAAGCUACAUUCCUCAAUUGCUACCGGGCGUCCAAAAAGUUGUCGACACAGCUUCUUUACCAGAAGUUCGUGAACUUGCUGAGAAGGCUCUAAAGGUCCUAAAGGGUGACGAUAGCACCUCUAGCCACAACAAGGAUUCCUUCCAAGGUAGAAUUACCGAGGAGGAAGGUAAGCAGUAUGUCUCGGACGCCAUCAAGAAGGCAAACAUUACUGAUGAGACCAAAUCUUCCUUCAUUCAAGACGAAGACGUCGUCGAAUACCUUGGUAAGAUCCUCACCGUUGACACAAAUGUUAAUGACUGGAAGAGACUGGAAGAACUGUUUACUGGUGUCUUUGGUGCUGAUAACGAAGCCGUCGUCAAUACUGAAAUUAUCGACAGAAUGAGAGCUCUAUUCCACCAAGAGAAGGUCAAACACGAUGAAGAUGAAGGUAUCGAAAUUGUAAACACUGACUUCUCUCUUGCUUACGGUUCAAGAAUGUUACUGAAUAAGACUAAUUUGAGAUUGAUCAAAGGUCACCGUUACGGUUUGUGUGGUAGAAACGGUGCUGGUAAAUCUACUUUGAUGAGAUCUAUUGCUAACGGUCAACUAGAUGGUUUCCCAGACAAGGAUACCUUGAAAACUUGUUUUGUUGAACAUAAAUUGCAAGGUGAAGAGGGUGACUUGGAUUUGGUUUCCUUCAUUGCUUUAGAUGAACAACUACAGACCACCUCCCGUGAUGAUAUUGCCAAUGCCUUGGCCUCUGUCGGUUUUGAUGAAACCCGUAGAGCUCAAACAGUUGGAUCUCUAUCCGGUGGUUGGAAGAUGAAAUUGGAACUUGCAAGAGCUAUGCUGCAAAAGGCCGAUAUCUUGCUACUGGACGAACCUACUAACCAUUUAGAUGUUGCCAAUGUCAAGUGGCUGGAAGAAUACUUGUUAGAGCACACAAACAUUACCUCAUUAAUUGUGUCGCACGACUCUGGUUUCUUAGAUGCUGUCUGUACUGAUAUCAUCCACUAUGAAAACAAGAAACUGAUUUACUACAAGGGUAACUUGGCCAAGUUCGUUGAACAAAAGCCUGAAGCCAAGGCAUAUUAUACUUUGUCCGAUACUAAUGCUCAAAUGCGUUUCCCACCACCUGGUAUCCUAACAGGUGUCAAGUCUAACACUAGAGCUGUUGCUAAGGUGACUGAUGUUACCUUCACUUACCCAGGAGCUUCUACACCUUCCUUGAGCCAUGUUUCAUGUGCUCUAUCACUAUCUUCAAGAGUCGCUGUCUUAGGUCCAAAUGGUGCUGGUAAGUCUACGCUUAUCAAACUAUUGACUGGUGAAUUGGUUCCUCAAGAAGGUAAAGUUGAAAAACAUCCAAACUUGCGUAUUGGUUACAUUGCCCAACACGCCCUACAACAUGUUAAUGAGCAUAAGGAAAAGACAGCAAACCAAUAUUUGCAAUGGCGUUAUCAAUUUGGUGACGAUCGUGAAGUUCUUUUGAAGGAAUCGAGAAAGAUCUCCGAUGAGGAAAAGGAGAUGAUGACUAAGGAAAUUGAUGUCGAUGAUGGUAGAGGUAAGCGUGCAAUCGAAGCCAUUGUAGGUAGACAAAAGCUAAAGAAGUCCUUCCAAUACGAAAUCAAAUGGAAAUGGUGGAAACCAAAGUACAAUUCUUGGGUUCCUCGUGAUGUAUUGAUUGAACACGGUUUUGAAAAGCUUGUUCAAAAGUUUGAUGAUCAUGAAGCUUCCAGAGAAGGUCUAGGUUACCGUGAAUUGGUUCCAUCUGUUAUUACCAAACAUUUUGAAGAUGUUGGUCUAGAUGCAGAAAUCGCUAAUCAUACCCCAUUAGGAUCUCUGUCUGGUGGUCAAUUGGUUAAAGUUGUCAUCGCUGGUGCCAUGUGGAAUAACCCUCAUUUACUAGUCCUAGAUGAACCUACCAAUUAUUUGGAUAGAGACUCUUUAGGUGCACUGGCAAUUGCUAUCAGAGACUGGAGCGGUGGUGUCGUUAUGAUUUCCCACAACAAUGAAUUUGUUGGUGCGCUAUGUCCUGAACAAUGGAUUGUCGAAAAUGGUACCAUGGUUCAAAAAGGUGUCAAGGAUGUUGACCAGUCAAGAUUUGAAGAUGGUGGUAACGCCAAUGCCGUUGGUUUGAAGCCAUCUUCUUCUGUUACUGAUGAUGACUCCCCAGCUAAUAUCAAGGUUAAACAAAGAAAGAAGAGAUUAACAAGAAACGAGAAGAAAGCACAAGCUGAACGUCGUCGUUUGCGUUACAUCGAGUGGCUAUCAUCUCCAAAGGGUACUCCAAAGCCAGUCGACACUGACGAUGAAGAAGAGGAUUAA
Messenger RNA from Nakaseomyces glabratus, 3561 nucleotides. It is a transcript of the gene NEW1, whose product is annotated as New1p. Lineage: Eukaryota; Fungi; Ascomycota; Saccharomycetes; Saccharomycetales; Saccharomycetaceae. The record is from RefSeq and is a predicted model, not a curated record. Gene Ontology annotation, molecular function: ATP binding; ATP hydrolysis activity.